AACCUAAGGUUGUCACAAUGCAGGGAGACAAGAUCGACGAUGAGUCGGAUCGGAUCGAAGGGAGUCAUGAGCUCCUCGAAGUCGAUCUCGUUGCUGCCACCAGUUUCGGAGCCAAUCGAAAGAAAAGGAUGGCAAGACAGAGGCGAGUUAACCUCCUCAACCCGCCUUUUGCCUCACUACCCACCUCGAACUCUCACGUGCCCGCUCAUUCUCAGCUUCAGGACCGUCUCACUCCUCCGGAAAUUGAUGCAAGGAGGUUGAGGUUCCUCCUUCAAAAGGAGCUUCGAAACAGUGACGUGAGCUCCCUUGGGAGAAUGGUACUUCCAAAAAGAGCAGCAGAAGCUUAUCUCCCAGCCCUUGAUGCUAAGGAAGGUUUCCCCAUCGACAUGAACGAUAUGAAUGGUCAACGAGUGUGGAACUUCAAAUAUAGGUUUUGGCCCAAUAACAAUAGUCGAAUGUAUGUUCUCGAGAACACUGGGGAGUUUGUAAGGGCUCAUGGCUUGCAAUCUGGAGACUUCAUUAUGCUGUAUAAAGAUGAACAAAGCCAGAAAUAUGUUAUUCGAGCUCGGAAAUCUUGGGAUCAAGACAUUUUAUGUGAUUACACAAUGAAUGACUUAUUCGAUAUCAACACUUACAAUGAUCGCUCUGUUCCUGACAUUGAGGUAAACAAAUCUAGUUACCUCCCAGUAAAUGUAGCCACAGGGGAUGAUCCAUGCAUGUCACUCCUUGGUGACAACACCUUCUUCGAUGAAUUCCCGUUAACUUUUUCAGGUGAACCAGUGCUAGACUACCCAAGGCUUGAGCCAAUAACAAGCUUUGGAUCUGUCGAUAAUGUAUCUUUCGAUGACUUCUUAUAAAAACAGUACCACUACUGCAUGGGAAAUAUCCAACUAUUUGUUAGUUGUAUAACUGGUGGGGUGAUUACUCAUUUUGUUGAACUGAAGCAAUACUUUUUGUAACUCUGGCACUUGUGCAAUAAAUAAAUAUGAACAGCUAAAGGGACCAUGAAAUUA
Molecule: messenger RNA, 1013 nt
Organism: Macadamia integrifolia
Lineage: Eukaryota; Viridiplantae; Streptophyta; Magnoliopsida; Proteales; Proteaceae
Product: B3 domain-containing transcription factor FUS3-like
Exons: 6
Coding region: 18-857 (279 amino acids)
Molecular function (GO): DNA-binding transcription factor activity; DNA binding
Source: RefSeq, a predicted model, not a curated record